GUCUCAUCAACCACACAAUAAUCAGUCAUAUCUUAUCUUACAUUACCGACUGACAGCAUUUUUUUCCUUUUUGGUAUGAGUGGUAAAGCUUGGCCGAGGCGUGGGCAAUGCAAAAGUAUAAAGGUUCUCAGUUGAAGCCUUAUAACAAACUGAUCAAUUCAAGGGCUUUCUGACAUAGCUUCCUCAAGAGCUCAACAACAGCUUGUAUCAUGAAGAUGAAGAUGCUUCUGCUGGUAUCUGCUGUGGCUCUGCUGGUAAAUUCAGCUGCUGUUAGUGCUCGUCCUCAUAACGUUACUCAGCAAAACCUAAUAUUUGACCUCGUGGAAAAAUGCAUUGAAUCUCGUUCACAGACAUUUGUGGAUGAUGUAUCACAUCUGGCUAAAGGCAGCAGAAAAUGUGAGGAUCGGUUCUUUUGUAAAGUGCAUGAUGUCCUGCGUAACACAAAAGAUGUCUGUAAAGAGGAGGACAGGAAGGUGCUUGUGGAAACCCUGCAUGCGUAUAAUACUGGCAGAAAUGUGCAGUGUGAAAAUACACUUCAGGGAAUGACAAGUACAGGCAUAGAGAUCGAAGUAUCCAGCUUUUUGGAACAUGUCAAGCGUUGUGUCCGGCACAGAAACUUUCAUGGGACCAAAAAAUAGCAGCUCCUGAAUACCACCAAAACCCAAUGUGAAGGCUACCAGAUACAGCUGCUUGUUUUACUAAUUUGUAACUGUAUUUAACAUAAAUUAUUAAAUCUAUUUGAAUAACAUAUUUAUUGUAAUAUCAUGCAGCAUUGAAAUACAAUUGUACAGAAUUUACAGAAAAAUAAAAUUGUAUUCAUUAAGAUAAA
This is a messenger RNA of Dicentrarchus labrax (European seabass), 829 nucleotides long. RefSeq lists its product as uncharacterized. NCBI's taxonomy places the organism in Eukaryota, Metazoa, Chordata, Actinopteri, Moronidae. The coding region runs from base 210 to 638 and encodes 142 amino acids. The record is from RefSeq and is a predicted model, not a curated record. The transcript is spliced from 4 exons.